AUGAAUUGGAGUUCAUGGAUCGAUUUGAACGGUGUAUUUGUUGAACUACCAAUAAUGAUUUCAUUUAUACCUGAAGGUUGGAGAAUUCCAUCAAUAGUAGGUUUAUGUCUUUGCGCUGCCAAUAUAAUGCCUGCUAUAGUCAUAUUUUUACGUUGGUAUCAAGGAAAACGUUUUUCUGAAAUUCCUUAUAUUUAUAUGAUUAUAAUUAUUGGUAUUGUUUCAUGUUUUGUAUUGGCUUUCUUCUGGAAUAAAACUACCUAUUUAUUUGGUAGUGAACGAAGUUUAUGGUUGAUUGGAUGUGUUUUCACUUUAUGCAUGCUUGAUAGUACAUCAUCUCUUGUCUUCUUCGAUUAUAUAAAACGAUAUCGUGUUCGAUAUUUAACUGCAGUAUUUUUAGGCGAAGGACUCACAGGUAUAAUUCCUACAUUAUUAUUAUUAGCACAAGGCAGUGGAGGUGAAGCAAUCUGUGUACAAAGUGAUAAUGGUACUAUGUUAAAACCUACCUUUACUCAACCACGCUUCAGUGUCACUGUUUAUAUGCUUCUCAUUGCAAGUAUUAUUGUUGCAUCACUUCUUGCAUUUAUUAUACUACAACAUACAAAUAUAGUUUCAUUAGCUAAUGCUGCAGAACCGACGAAAUUCAAUGACACUACACUCAAUUCAACUUCAGAUGCUGGUGAACAUUGUCCUAUGGUUCCUACUGUCGAUUCAUCUAAACCAUCAAAACCAGACAAACAAAUAACUACUAGCUUGUUUAUUUUUCUUCUAUGUAUUAAUACUUACAAUUCAUUCGUUGCAUUUGGUAUUUUGCCUUCCUUAAUUACAUACAGUGUAUUACCUUAUGGACAAAAAGCAUAUUAUUAUAUUUGUUUACUUAGUCCUCUAGCAUAUACUCUAGCAUUAUUACUCAGUGUAAAAUGGGCAAAUAUACCAAUUUGUAUAACAAUCAUAGGAACACUAGUUGGAUCUAUUAUAGCUGUUUUUAUUAUAACUAUUGCUUUACAAAGUCCAUGUCCAUGGUGGGCAGAUACAUUACAAGGAGCUUUGAUUAUAGUAUCUGUUUGGUUUUCGUUGACAAUUAUUAUUGCCUAUCUACGAAUUACAACAGGUAGUGUUAUUAAAACUAAAUGGCCAGGAGAUAAAGGUAUGUUUUACUUUGGUGUAACCGUCCAAUUGGGAUUAUUCUUGGGUGCUGUUCCUAUGUAUAUAUUGAUCAAUUUUUUCAAUAUAUUCAAUGGUCGAAGACCAUGUGAAGUUUAUUGUAUAACAUAA
Messenger RNA from Rotaria sp. Silwood2, 1272 nucleotides. Lineage: Eukaryota; Metazoa; Rotifera; Eurotatoria; Philodinida; Philodinidae. The record is from the annotation of a GenBank genome assembly.